This is a messenger RNA of Caenorhabditis briggsae, 771 nucleotides long. Gene Ontology annotation, cellular component: tRNA methyltransferase complex. Gene Ontology annotation, biological process: tRNA methylation; RNA (guanine-N7)-methylation. Lineage: Eukaryota; Metazoa; Nematoda; Chromadorea; Rhabditida; Rhabditidae. The record is from RefSeq and is a predicted model, not a curated record. The transcript is spliced from 4 exons. Gene Ontology annotation, molecular function: tRNA (guanine(46)-N7)-methyltransferase activity. Bases 1 to 771 code for a protein of 256 amino acids.
AUGGAUGUAGACCCGGUGAAUUCUGAAAUGGAGUUAGACAACAAGCCAACCUGUGAAACGGUCCCUGGUUUGCCACAAAAGAAACAUUACAGGCAGCGUGCUCACUCUAACCCACACUCGGAUCAUGACAUCGAAUAUCCAUUAACUCCAGAUCACAUGGAUUGGUCGAAGCAGUACGGUGAUUACGCUGCCGGGCGUCAAGUCGAGUUCGCAGACAUUGGUUGCGGAUACGGUGGACUUCUGAUGAGAUUGUCUCCAAUGUUUCCAGAAACUCUAAUGAUCGGAAUGGAGAUCCGAGUGAAAGUAUCCGAUUAUGUCAACGAAAAAAUUCAAGCACUUCGGAAACAUCACGAAGGUGCCGGCCACUACAGAAACAUCGCCGUUCUCCGGUCGAACGCCAUGAAGUACAUGCCAAAUUACUUCCGCAAAGGACAGCUAUCCAAAAUGUUCUUCCUUUUCCCAGAUCCUCAUUUCAAAAAUAAGAAACAUAAAUGGAGAAUCAUCACUCCAACGUUGGUGUCUGAAUACGCUUAUGUACUUCGAGAACAAGGGCUCAUUUAUACAAUUACCGAUGUCAAAGAUUUGCAUGAUUGGAUGGUCAAACAUCUCAAUGAGCACCCGCUGUUCGAGCGUCUGAGUGAUGAUGAAAUGAAAGCAGAUCCAGUUGUAGCGAUGCUGUAUGAGAGCACUGAAGAAGGACAAAAAGUGACUCGAAAUGAUGGAGAAAAGUGGCCAGCCGUCUUUAGGCGACUUCCUAACCCUCCUUUGUAA